UAAAAAAUAGAAGUCUUAUGAAAAUGCUUGGAUCAGAACGUGGUGUGGUAGAGGAAUGGCUAUCAGAAUUCAAGGCAUUACCUGAAAUGCAGAUUUCCAAUUAUGCAGCAACACUUCAUCGGAAGAAAAUAUUAGUGCCAGCUCUUUAUAAAGUUAUUCAAGAUCCAAAUAAUGAGUUUCUGGAACCUGUCUGCCACCAACUCUUUGAACUUUACCGUAGUUCUGAGAUUCGUCUCAAAAGAUUCACCUUGCAGUUCUUGCCAGAACUCAUCUGGGUUUAUUUGCGUCUUACUGUCAGCAAAGAUAGGCAGAGCAAUGGUUGCAUCGAAGCCCUACUUCUAGGAAUUUACAACUUGGAAAUUGCUGACAAAGAUGGGAAUAAUAAAAUUUUAUCUUUUACUAUCCCUUCCUUAUCAAAACCUUCAAUUUACCAUGAGCCAUCUACAAUUGGAUCCAUGGCUUUGACUGAGGGAGCCCUGUGUCAGCAUGACCUCAUCAGAGUAGUUUAUAGUGACCUUCACCCUCAAAGAGAAACAUUCACUGCACAAAACAGGUUUGAAGUGUUGAGCUUUCUUAUGCUGUGUUAUAAUUCUGCUAUUGUAUAUAUGCCUGCUUCUUCCUAUCAGUCGCUUUGCAAGAUGGGUUCUAGGCUCUGUGUGAGUGGAUUUCCACGACAGAAUGAAAAAUGCUGGAAGGAAGAUGGCUGCAGAGUAGUAUUGGAUCCUGACUUCAUGGUUCAGUUACUCACUGGAAUCUAUUAUGCUAUCUACAAUGGACAAUGGGAACUUGGUCAGGAAGCCCUGGAUGAUAUAAUAUAUCGAGCUCAGCUUGAACUCUAUUCUCAGCCACUGCUGGUUGCAAAUGCAAUGAAGAAUUCAUUACCUUUUGAUGCUCCUGAUGUAUCACAAGGAGGACAGAAGGUUUUGAAAGUAGAGGUUACUCCAACAGUGCCAAGAAUUUCUCGGACAGCUAUUACAACAGCUUCAAUCCGCCGACAUCGCUGGAGAAGAGAAGAUGGCUUUGACUUCUCAAAUGAUGCUGACAUGAGCAUUCCCGGAUCUCCGAUCCUGCACGGCUCCACAGACCUAGGGAUCAAACGCAAGCAAGAGGGGGACGUACUGAUGCUCAGGACCCCUGAGCAUGGCUCACCGGAGCCCAACUUGACACCAGCCACAAAAGAGGAUGCUGAAGGAGUCAGUGGACGAGAAGAGUCUGUGAACUUCAAUGAUGCUGAUGAAGGGUUUUCCUCUGGGGCAUCACUUAGCAGCCAGCCACCAGGGACCAAACCUUCAUCCACAUCUCAGAGGGGCAGCUUAAGGAAAGGAGUUGCUGGGCUUUUGGCCAAGGAUAAGGAGAUCAUCUUGGCUACCAAAUCCACAGACAGCCCUCGAGAAUCUGCCCGUAGGCAGUACCUGCACCAGUCAGUUGACCUCAGUACAGAUGCAAUUGAAAUUACUCCCACAAAGAAACACUUGAGUUUGCCUGCUGGGCAGGUGGUACCAAAAGCCAGCAGUGUAAGCCUGAUCCGAACUGCAAGUGCUUCUUCCAGUAAAUCAUUUGACUAUGUGAAUGGUAGUCAGACAAGUUCCAAUGUUGGCAUUGGCGGUGAUGGUGUUACUAACUUAGCAGCUGGCAACUCCAAUCGUUUUUCAACCAUUAGUCUACAAGAGGACCGGUUAAGUCAAGCUGGAAAUGGUAAAGAUGUCCACUCACCAGGAGCUCCUCUGACUAAGCAGUCCCGAUCCCCAAGUUUCAAUAUGCAACUAAUAUCCCAAGUUUAACUUUUUUUUUUUACCUUCUUAUAUUUUUUCAAUUUGUCCAAUUCUUUUUUGAGCAACAUCUACAAUCUUCAUCCUAUUGUUUGAAAAUCCUGGCUUUGGUGAUCUUGUUCGAUUCAUUUAGAUACUAUACUAUAUUUUGUACUGAAACAGCAAUAAAACCUCAUGUUUUCGCCCCCUCUCCCAUAAAUGUCAUUGUGAAACAGUAUAAAAUAUACUUUAUGCCUUUUCCAAGCCUUUGGUUCUCCUUGGGUGAUGUGCAAUCCAUUAUAGGCAGAUCAGUUCCCAUUUCAACACUGUGAGUCUUGAGAAGAUUGGAGGAAAUGGAGAAUAUGAUCCCUAUCAAAACGAAGCUUCGGCUUUCCUGAGAAAUAAUAAACGGGUUAGUUUUCUCAGUCUAAAGUUCUGCAAAGACUAAUGAAUUGUGAUUUUUUUUGUCUCUUGGAACCAAGAGUGCCUCAGAGAUUCUAGUAGGACUUUGGACCUCUGAGUUAGUGCAAUCAAUUCUGUGGGAGAGGAAUAUUGUCAUUGCUUCUGAUGGCGGUUGAAAUGCACUUUGUCAUGAACAUUAGAGUAGUCUUCCUCUUCCAUCCAUCCACUCUCGCCCUCCCAAGCUUAAUGUUCAGCUACCGAGACAUGUAUAUGUGACCAGGAAACUGCUGCUUCAGAAUGAAUGGGCUGUAAGUAGACAGCAUAGGUUACAGUGCAGUUUUAAGGCCUGUGGAGCCAUGUUUACAUGUCUUCCUCACCCAGGAAACAGGGUUGUUUCUCUACAUGGUAGAAAUUUGAUAUAUAAAAUACAUUUAAAACAAGAUUAAGAAAAUGGGACAUGGGCUGUCCCAAGUAUGACUACUCAUCAAUGCUCCUUUAAAAGUUACUUUUGUAAAUUGAUAAUCUUUGGAACCUACAAGAACAAUUGAAGUUUAGGCGAGGGAGUUUUUCAGGGUGCUUGCUGUGGAAUGACUAAAUUUUAUCACUGAACAGACUCAGAAGCUUCAAAAAGGACAAGUGUUCUCCAGCGGGAAAUGCCAAGAACAGAGGCAAUGGCUGCUGAAAAUACUGAGGCAUCAGUUAUCCUUAAAAUCAUUUCUCAAGCAGUGGGGUUUUUUGGCAGCUUUCUCUUUCCAAAGGAAACAAUUCACUGCCUAUAUUUUGAUCAAUCCAUUGCAGUCAUAUUUCAUAUAGUUAAUGUAAUGCGGGUGUAUGUGGGGGAGCUAAAGAUAUUAUCUCCUCCACUUUAAUCUGGGAAUGCAUACUGUUGAAUUUAACCUUGAAUGCAUGUGGUGUGUCAGCAAUACGUGAUAUCUGUGCUGUAGAUCACUGCUUUAAAUUGCAUUUCUUAUUCUAAAGAAAGGGUUCAUCAUGUUUUGAAGAGUAAUGUAUACAUGAAAAGCAAAAGGGGGCUGUUUUGCCUUCUUAUAUUUUUGCUGAACUUUGACCUGGAAUUCUGUUGACAGUUAAUGAAAGGAACAGAUAUAAGUUAUAUUCCUCUUCCCCCAAGUAACCUUUUGAAUUAAUUAUAGGUUGAAGAGAUUCAAAAUAAUAAUACUUUAUUUUCAAAAGGGUCAGAGGUUAAAAUGUUCAGAUUACUAAGUGCCAUUAUUCUGCUAAAGAAAAAUUUAAGUUUAGUUGAUAAUUUCCAAUUCUACUCUCUUUUGUCUUUCUUCCUUGACUUUUGAUUUGAAUCUGGAGUUUGUCAGAAGAAUUGUAGCUAAAGUAAUCCUCAUUUUAAAUUAUUAGUAUUACACUAAGUUGUAGUUACUUUGUAUAGACACUCAUUAAAGCAAAGCUAAUGUCAAAUUUAAUUCCAAUAUUACUGAAACUCAGGAAUGUUUCCAAGUGAUUCACUGUAAUUAUUGAAUAUUCAGAAUAAUUUUGAAUAAUAUGUAUAAUGUAGGUUAGACUUCUUGAGCUCUGAAGCCAUCCAUUACAGAAAACUUCAAAAAGUUUCUUUGUUCUGUAGAAAAAGUGAAAAGGGGCCUAGGUGUAUGUCUUUAUUUUUCUAGAGAACUAAUAUGAUUCCCAUAUAAUUCAGCAGUCUUUUUUAAUAAUAGAAAUUAUGACCAUUAUACAGAGAACUGCAUGAAUAGUUUUAUAGCUAGGGACUUUGGGCUUUCAAGUGUUAAAUAGUAGUUUAUUGUGCAACAUAUUAAACUAUGUUUGCAUCCUUCUGAUUUAAUGGUGUGAAGAUCACCAAAAUGAUUAUGACCAAGGUGACAGGAUUUUUUUAAAAAAACCAUUGGUUACAAGCCUGUGGUUACACUUAGAGUAGCUUUUUAAGAACCAGAUCCAUGUAUUCUACAUAGCAAAAACAUAGUUAAAAAGAAAUAUUGCUGUAAUUAAGACCAGUUAAUUAGACCAAUUUGUUCUUUUUGAAAGAAAUUUAACAUGUUAAGCUUUUUUUAUUUAAAAAAAUCUGUAUGUGGUUGUAUACACAUAAUAUGCAGAAAGCCUAAUUUACAUAUUGAUGAUUGGUAGCCUGCUAUCAAACUGGAAUGUGUUUAAUUGUGCAAAUCUUCAUCUUAAAGAGGUUAUAGUUUAUUUUUUUAAAUAUUGAAUAAAAUAUAUAUUGUAUCUUCUCAACGUAUUAAAAUUACAAUGUGUACAUAUGUUGGGGUAAUGACUUCCUUAUAGAAUUAGUAAAGUGAUUGUUUUCUUAUGUGCAGUACAAUUUUCUGUAUUUAGUUCUUUUGCUUUUAGUUAUCAUUUGACACAUUAUAACAUAUAUGGGUUUUUAAUUUUAGUUUGUUUUGUACAUUGUUCAAAUUCUGUUCCUAUUUUAAUAUGCAACUUUCCCAUACUGUGGACUCAAGUAUGAAGCUUACCUUGUUUCUGUGUCUUUAUGAUGGAGAAAACACUGCUUCAUAUCUUUUCUUAAAUAUGUGUCUUACUUGAGAAUAUUAAUUAGUCCUCUUAAUAGGUCAUGCUAGUACUGCUUCAACAUUUGUUGAUGUAUUUGCUGCUAAACUGUCCCAAAGUUUUUGCUAAAAGCACUGUAUUGAUGUGUAUUUGAAGGUUCAGACUCAGUGGGGAUGUAACAUCUUCCUUUGUUUGUUAUUCGUGGUGAGAUUGUUUCUUUCCUCUUAGCAUCUUGGGUUUGCUUACUCUUGCCCCCCUCCCCCCAAUCUGGAUUGAAUUGCACACUAGCUUUUAUGAUGUUGACCAUGAACUAUCCAAAAGUGUGUAAACUUGCCAUGUAUGCUUACCAAAUAUAUAGACACUCAGUCACCACCUUUCAUGUGUUACUCAGAAAGUACUCUGUGGUUCACAAGCUCAUUGUAAUCUAGAGAGAGUGAGAGUUAAAAUACUCAAUUAUGAAAAGGAAGAUGGGAAAGAAUUAAAAAAUGGUGGCACCUGAGUGAAGAUACAACAGAUCAAUGCUUGGUGUAGCUUGUAAAAUUCAUUGAUAUGGAAAUGAAAUAGAAUUAGAUUGGCACAGAAGUCAGAACUUUCCAUUGAACCUUGUAAUUUACCAUUACAAACUUUUUACUGGAUUAUAGGCAACAGUAAUACUCAGAAGGAUAUGACAGAUAUUUGUAUUUAAAUAUUGUUAUACGUAUAUCCUGUUAUAUAAUAGCUUCUGUAAAGUAGAAAUGGCAGUUCUUACAAUAUUUUGUUCCAGUUUCACAGUGGAAAAGAACAAAGCAUCUUUAUAUUUUGUGCAUGUGUUGACCGAAAUGCCUGUAUAAAAAUCUGAAAACAUGAUUACAAGAUCUAUGAACGAAACUGGGUAGGACAGUAGUCUGAAAUAAUAUUUUUACUUGCCUUCUUCUCUGGAGAAAUAUGUAAUCAUUACCAUAUUGUAAAGACUAUCCUGCCAUUACUUUUGCUCUAGUUUUACAUGUAAGAAGAGGAAAGGUAUAGUUACAUGGUUAUUAACAAAUGUUUGAUUAUUUUAGUUACACCAUUUGACCUUGCUUGUUUUUUUUCAUAAUAUAGACAAUAAUAUGAGAAUAAGAUUAAUCAUCUCAUUGAUUACAAAACUAUUUCAAACAUUGCUAAUGUGCAAUUUAUGGGCAGCUCUUUCAAUGAAUUCUUAAUAAGUCUUUCAUGUAAAAGUAUGCAUCAUUCGAUACCAGAAUGAUGAAUUUGUAUCACAGUGAGACGUUGCUUAAAAUAUAGUGUUUUUCAAACAUAUAAAGUAUCUGAUUCAUAAACUGGGUGUCUUGUGUCUUGAUGCUCUUUGUAGAUUUAAAGUAGGCAAGUUCAUAUAUUUUACAACUGAAAUAAGGAAAUCAUAAUAUUUUCAGACUUUUGAUUUGCACUAUUUUAUGGAAGUAGUUUUCUUUCUGUUGGGGAAUGGAUAUGUGCAUGUAUAUAUGUGUGUAUAUAUAUGUGUGUAUACCCACCCACAUACAUACAUGCAUAUACAUAUAUACAUACACAGAUGUGUACAAUUUGUCAGUUGUUGACAAUCAAUUGCUGUUGUUUGCAAGAUGUAAUUAUAAUAGUAAUGUAAUAUUCUGAAACAUAUAUGUAUAUAUUUCCAAAUGUUUGUUUAAUAUUUUUUCAUUAUUAUCAGUAUUUAUCUUCAGGGAAUAGAUUUUCAUCAUCUUGUUACAAAUACAUUUUGAAGGAGUAAUUUGAGUGCUGGUAGUACCAUCCAAAUGCCACAGAUUAUUUUUUUAAUUAGUACAAAAAUUGCAGCUUUUAACAAAUAAUUAAGAAGAUGAAAUUGACAAUUUUAUUUUAGACUUUAAAGAACAUAGGGGAAAAGACAAAUCAAUCUAAAUACUAUUUGCAUGAAUUAUUUUAAAAUUUGUUUUAUAAAUUUCUGGAUAAUUGCACAUCAUGCAUUAUAAUUUUAUUGCUUAAAAUAAAACAAAGCUUCAUAUUCAACCAAUUAAAAUUAAUAAUUGCCAAAUACUAGUAAUUUGAUUCAUUGCUUAAUACUAAAUGCAAUGUAUAAAUUCAAUAUUGGGACAUUAGUAGUAUACAUGCAAAACCACUUAGAUGAAUCCAAAGUUGGUUCAGUCCAACUGUUGAACACUAAUUUUUUUAACACAACAAAGUAGACAUGUCUGUGACAAAAGUUUUUAUUCAUGGUUCAUUAGGAAUUAAACUUAUUUCCUGUUGUUAGUGUUUCUGCAUUAUACCCAUUAUAAUUAUUCACAUUCAUUUGUACUGUUAAAUCUUUUUAAUAUUGCAUUCAUUGAUAAUAAUGAAUGAUAAUAUUGCAUCCAAAUAUUCACGGAAUCAUUCAAAUAAAAACCUUUAAUUUCUUUUUAAUUAAAGGUUUGAUUCUCUUUCAUUUAAUUCUCUUUUAUUUUUAAUUUCUCAAAUAUGCUUUAGCAAAAAUACAUAAUACCACUAUUAACCUGAAUAUCCAUCUUAAUUUUAUGCUAAUACAUCAAAUACUAUUUUGAAUAAAAAAUUAAUUCUCCCUUUUAGUUUUCCCCAAAUAUUUUUGUAUUGUGCUUUUGUAAAAAACCUUCACUUUAUGUGCAGUAAGAUUUUUAAAAUAGUUUGCACUUAAAACAUAUAACUGCUUAAUUUUGUGGAAAAUAAUAUAUUCAAACUCAAAUCCCCUCAAAAAGCAAGUGGGAUUUUAAAAAUUGGUUAUUUGUAUGUAUUCGUACACCCAUUUCCAUUAUAUGUAAAAUUUAAAUACAAUAAAAUAUACAAGGGGUACAAGUUAGGAUAUCCUUUCUUAAAUCUGUCAGAAUUGUCAAGGCUGCAGUAUUGAAUUGCAUAAACUGCCAUAUAUGAUUAGAGCACAACUUUUUAAAAAAACCAUUGAAUUGUUUUUGUAAAUAUAUUCAAGCCUAUAGUAAGUAUAGUAAACUUGAAAAUAUAUAUUCAAAAUUGGUUUGCUGUUCUUCCCAGAAAUAAAAUUUCAAAUGUAUAGUCAUACCAUAAUUUGUAAUAAGGAGCAUCAAUUUUAUGCUGAGACAUUUAAUUUGCAAAGUAAUAAAUAUUAGUGAGUACAAAAACAUUUCUGUAUAAUUUUGAAUUCUACUAAUUUUAAAAGCCGAUUACACUAAAUAUUAGAGAAUUAAAAUUUGCAGCAUCCAUUGGUACUAGAAAACAGAAACAGAAUAUUUUGGUGCUUUACUUCAAAUGGGACCAAGAUUAUUUCUGGCAUUAACAAUAUAAUAUCAAUUCAUGCAGUUAAUCGUUUAUCAUGUUUAACCCAACCCAAUGUCUUUAUUCUACAAAUAAAAUACUUGAAAUUAGUAGAUAGUGGGGGAAAAAGCCUAUUUAAUUUACACUGGCUUAUCAACGUUGAUUUUGUUUUUACUUGAAUUUUUACUUCCAAUCAACAUACAUGGUUACUCAUCUGUAAUGUUUCUGUUUAAACAAUUACAAUAGGCAUUCUGAAAUAUAUUCAUGAGUGUUUCAAAUUUUACACAACUUAAAUAGCCUUCAUUUUGAAAUUACUUUUUACAGUAUUAUCAUUAGUAUUUAGUAUUAGUAUUUCUGAAUGUAUUGUUUAUAAUUGGAAAGUAGAAGUAGAAACUUGAAAUCAGCCUGUUUUUUGCAAGGUCAUCUCAGACAAGAUGAUUAGCUUAACUUGGUCACAUUAAAACAUUACUCCUGGAUUUGAAUAAAUUCUGACAAGCUACUGAUGGUGAAUGGAGAUGUUAAUUUUUAAUGUUUGUAAACAGAUAUCCUGACUUACAAUGUUUGAUUCUAGCUUGUUUGACAAUAGUUACAUAAGCUCAACUUUCAAAAGCAUUGUUUUCCCUUCACACCUUCCAUCUGACCAAUUAUUAUCUGUCAUACAAAGGUUUAUUAUUAAACCGAGAUUUCUGAAGGAUUUACUGUUCUGGCAUUAUGUAACCUAUUUUACCUCAUUUACAAAAACCAUAGCUAGCAAAUAGCCCACUUAUUUUAUAGAAAAUCUGUUUGAUGAAAGGAGUUGAUUUAUGUUAAUAUUCCACCAGUAUAUUGGUAUGAUAUUUGAAACAAAUUAAAAUUUGGUGCUGGUGAAAUGUUAAACAAAAUGAGUAUGUAAUAUAAAUGCAGUCUUUGUGGCCCUAACUUGGGACCUGUGAAAAACUAUUAACAGAGCUCAGAUGACAUGUUUUUGAAGAUCAUUAUACUGGUGCAUGUAAGCCAUUAUUGUAACAGUCUUACUGAAUCUGGUUAAUGUUGAACUGUGUUAAGUGUUGAAUUUGUAAAUAACUGCCACAGAUAGAUAAUAUUUUGAAUCAUUGUAAAUACAGGUGUAUAAAAUUAAAACUAAUCUGGCAACACAGAAUAUAUAUGUAUUUAUAAAAGGUGUUUAAAUAAAUAUUGUGCUGUUUCUGGAAAAAUGGUCACAUUGUCAUAUUUUCCCCAGUAUACUUUUACAUGAGCAGUAUAUGUUCUUCUCAUAAAACAUG
This is a messenger RNA of Notechis scutatus (mainland tiger snake), 9106 nucleotides long. Lineage: Eukaryota; Metazoa; Chordata; Lepidosauria; Squamata; Elapidae. The record is from RefSeq and is a predicted model, not a curated record.